AUGGCUACCUACGCUCUGUCUGAGUCCCACAAGGAGUUGAUGGAAGUCCACCUUGCGGACUUUGAUCCUGAGAUUGCUGAGAUCAUCAAAAAAGAAAUCCAGCGCCAACGCGAGUCCAUCCUUCUCAUUGCCUCUGAGAACGUCACCUCUCGCGCCGUCUUCGAUGCCCUCGGCACCCCAAUGUCCAACAAGUACUCUGAGGGAUACCCCGGAGCUCGCUACUAUGGUGGCAACCAGCACAUUGAUGCCGUCGAAUUGACCUGCCAGGCCCGUGCCUUGAAGGUCUUCAACCUCGAUCCCGAGAAGUGGGGUGUCAAUGUCCAGACUCUUUCCGGUUCGCCUGCCAACUUGCAGGUCUACCAGGCUCUCAUGAAGCCUCAUGACCGUUUGAUGGGUCUCGAUUUGCCUCAUGGCGGUCACUUGAGUCACGGAUACCAGACCCCCCAGCGCAAGAUCUCCGCUGUCUCUACCUACUUUGAGACCUUCCCUUACCGCGUCAACUCCGAGACCGGUAUCAUCGACUACGACACCUUGGAGGCCAACGCUCAAUUGUACCGCCCCAAGAUCCUUGUUGCUGGUACCUCCGCCUACUGCCGCUUGAUCGACUACGCUCGUAUGCGCAAGAUCGCCGACUCCGUUGGUGCCUACUUGGUUGUCGACAUGGCUCACAUUUCCGGUCUCAUUGCUGCCGGCGUUAUUCCUUCUCCCUUUGAGUACGCCGAUGUUGUUACCACCACCACCCACAAGUCCCUCCGUGGACCCCGUGGUGCCAUGAUCUUCUUCCGCAAGGGUGUGCGUAGCACCGACCCCAAGACCGGCAAGGAGAUCCUCUACGAUCUCGAAGGACCCAUCAACUUCUCCGUUUUCCCCGGUCACCAGGGCGGUCCUCACAACCACACCAUCACCGCUUUGGCCGUCGCCCUCAAGCAAGCUUCCACCCCCGAAUUCCGUCAAUACCAGGAACAAACCAUCAAGAACGCCAAGGCUCUCGAGGUUGCUUUCAAGGAGUACGGAUACAAGCUCGUCGCCGACGGCACCGACAGUCACAUGGUCCUCGUCGACUUGCGCCCCAAUGGCAUUGACGGUGCCCGCGUUGAAACCGUCUUGGAACAGAUCAACAUUGCAUGCAACAAGAACGCCGUGCCCGGCGACAAAUCCGCUCUCAGCCCCGGUGGUAUCCGUGUCGGUGCCCCUGCCAUGACUACCCGUGGUCUUGGAGAGGAGGACUUCAAGCGUGUUGUUGGAUACAUUGACCAGGCCAUCAAGAUCAGCAAGAGCAUCCAGGCUAGUUUGCCCAAGGAGGCUAACAAGCUCAAGGAUUUCAAGGCCAAGGCUUCCAGCGAGACUAUCCCUGAGAUUCUCAAUCUGCGUAAGGAGAUUUCUGCUUGGGCCAGCACCUUCCCUCUCCCAGUUUAA
This is a messenger RNA of Talaromyces marneffei, 1416 nucleotides long. RefSeq lists its product as uncharacterized. Gene Ontology annotation, cellular component: cytoplasm. Lineage: Eukaryota; Fungi; Ascomycota; Eurotiomycetes; Eurotiales; Trichocomaceae. The transcript has 3 exons. Gene Ontology annotation, biological process: tetrahydrofolate interconversion; folic acid metabolic process; L-serine catabolic process. Gene Ontology annotation, molecular function: glycine hydroxymethyltransferase activity; cobalt ion binding; zinc ion binding. Bases 1 to 1416 code for a protein of 471 amino acids. The record is from RefSeq and is a predicted model, not a curated record.